AUGAAGGGAUUAGUUACUUUUUCCCACGCAAAAAUGCUUCACUUCUCUUACACCCCAACGACCUCCUCAUUCUCCCCCAACAAAACCCCUAAUUUCCACCACUCUCUCUCCUCCUCCCCACACCCUUCACUCUUCCUCAAGUUCCGAACAUCUCACCGGGAGAAUCUCCGGUACCUCAAAUCCAUCGGCAUCAUCAACCCAGAAACCAAAGUCCACAAAAUCCCAUCCCCAGAAACCCUAGUUCGAAUCAUCUCCACCGUCAAUUUCCUCAAAUCCAAGGGUUUUUCCGAACUCGAUUUCCCUAGGCUUGCCUAUCUCUGCCCUAAUCUCUUCUCCCCUGAGUUCGACCUUGCCGUUAUCGAACUCGUCUUUGAUUUCUUAGCCUCCGAUUUAGCUGCAUCACCUGAAGAAUCGCGUGGUUUAAUCCUCCGCUGUCCUCACAUUCUCGAAUCUAACGUUGAAUUUUGUUUAAGGCCAACACUUAACUACCUCAGAAAUUUAGGGUUAGAAAAUUUGAAUUCACCAACUACCUUAAAUGCUCAUCUCUUGGAUACUCGUGUUGAGAAACUGAGAGAGAAGGUUAGGUUUUUGCGAAGUGUUGGGUUUUCGUACGAAGAAUCGGCUCGCAUUUGUGCUAGAUUGCCGGCGAUAUUUGGGUACAGUACUGAGAAUAACUUGAGGCCCAAGUUUGAGUACUUAGUGGGGGAGAUGAUGAGAGAUGUUGAAGAAUUGAAGAGGUUUCCUCAGUACUUUGCCUUCAGUUUGGAGAAGAGGAUUGCCCCGAGGCAUUUGCAUUUGAAGCAGAGGAGUGUUCGGAUCCCAUUGAAAAGAAUGUUGCUGUGGAGUGAUCAAAGGUUUUAUGCAAAAUGGAAGUAAAGAUUUGGUAAUUUCUCUCCUCAAUCCCGACUAUCUUCCUCAUUUUAGUUUUCGAUUGUGUUUCUCAUUUGUCCCUCCCAAGUUUUAAACCAUAUUUUAGAAUUUAGUUGGUCCCACUUGAUUCUCUAGAGAUUCUACUACUAAUUAAAAAUCAAAAUAUGUAUGUAUCAAUGGUAAAUAUUGAUUUUUUAUGUUGCAUAUUUGAGGGUGCGAAUCGUGUCCUUUUACGGGCAUUUUUCUCCUCUCCACUGUUAACGAUGAAUGAAAGUUGUAAUAGUUUUACUGAUCUAUAUAA
Molecule: messenger RNA, 1171 nt
Organism: Ilex paraguariensis (yerba mate)
Lineage: Eukaryota; Viridiplantae; Streptophyta; Magnoliopsida; Aquifoliales; Aquifoliaceae
Source: the annotation of a GenBank genome assembly